AUGUGUAAAUCUUUUCCGCCCCUUCCAGUUCUCGCCAUCUCGCUUAAAAGUUAUAAUGACCUGCAUUCGCGUUUUUUUGAUGUUAUUCUGUGCUCAGGUCUCAAGGUAGUAGGUGGAGUCAUGACGCCUUCUGGCCGCCUGGGAGCCUUUAUAAAUAAAGUGAAGGCAGGCAGCAUCGCUGAUUUGGUCGGACACCUGAGAGCCGGCGACGAGGUCCUCGAAUGGAACAAUCAGUCUCUCAAAGGAAAGUCUUUCGAGGAGGUGUCUGACAUCAUACUCCAAUCGAAGCAAGACAGUCAAGUGGAAUUAAUUGUACAACGAGACCUUUAG
This is a messenger RNA of Protopolystoma xenopodis, 330 nucleotides long. The record is from the annotation of a GenBank genome assembly. Lineage: Eukaryota; Metazoa; Platyhelminthes; Monogenea; Polystomatidea; Polystomatidae.